GUGACCAUGGAGACAGAUUUGGCUGAAAUGCCUGAGAGGAGAGCUUUGCCUUCCCAGGAUUCUCCAUUUUUCCAAGAGAGGAGCACAGAAGAAAUGGCAUCUCUGUGCCUAACAGCCAGCUCCCAGGAACCAAUGACAUUCAAGGAUGUGGCCAUGGAUUUCACCCCAGAGGAAUGGGGAAAGCUGGAUCCUGCACAACGGGAUGUGAUGCUGGCGAACUAUAGGAACCUGGUCUCGCUUUGGCUUCCAGUUUCCAAAGCUGAGAAUUACAAUUUGGAGAAUGGAAAAGAGCCAUGGAUGUUUGAGAGAAAAAACCCCAAAAGCAGCUCUACAGACUGGGAGGCUAGACCUGAGAGCAAGCAAUCAACUUCCAUGCAAGAUUUUUCCAAAGAAGACUCAUACCAGGUUACAAUAAUAGACAGACUGACAAGUAGUAGUACGUAUGACUCCAACUUGGAAACAGCUCUAGAUUGUGAAAGUUGGUCAGAGAAUCAGCCAGGAAAUCAGGAGAGGCAUUUGAGAGAAAUGUUCACCCAUACAACUCCAUCCCCCGGGGGAAAAGCUCAUGAACAUGAUGUGCGUUGGAAACCAUUCAGUCAAAAGUCUGCCCUCACUGAAGACAGAGUUCCCAAAGGAUCCUGUGCUUUUAGUAAACUUGAAAAAAAAUUAAAACAGAAAUCAAAUUUAAUGAAAAGGCAGAGAAACCAUAAAGAGAAAAAGCCUCACAAAUGUAAUGACUGUGGUGAACUCUUCACUUACCAUUCAGUACUUAUUCGACAUCAGAGAGUUCACACUGGAGAGAAGCCCUAUACCUGCAACGAAUGUGGGAAAUCUUUUAGCCACAGAGCUAAUUUAACCAAACAUCAGAGGACUCAUAACAGACUGCUCUUUGAGUGCAAUGAAUGUAAGAAAACCUUCAUAGAAAGUUCAUCCCUCGCUAUACAUCAGAGAAUUCACAUUGGCGAGAGACCUUACGAAUGCAGUGAAUGUGGGAAAGCCUUUAAUCGAAGUACCCAUCUUGUUCAGCACCAGUUGAUUCAUACCGGAGUGAAGCCUUAUGAAUGCAAUGAAUGUGAUAAAGCUUUUAUUCAUUCAUCCGCACUCAUCAAACACCAAAGAACUCAUACUGGGGAGAAGCCCUACAAAUGUCAAGAAUGCGGGAAAGCCUUUAGCCAUUGUUCAUCCCUUACUAAACAUCAGAGAGUUCAUACUGGAGAAAAGCCGUAUGAAUGUAGUGAGUGUGGAAAAACUUUCAGUCAGAGUACACAUCUUGUUCAGCAUCAGCGAAUUCAUACUGGCGAAAAACCUUAUGAGUGCAAUGAAUGUGGAAAGACCUUCAGUCGGAGCUCAAAUUUUGCUAAACAUCAAAGAAUCCAUAUUGGAAAGAAGCCCUACAAAUGCAAUGAAUGUGGAAAAGCCUUUAUUCAUUCUUCAGCUCUUAUUCAACACCAGAGAACUCAUACUGGAGAGAAACCCUAUAGGUGUAAUGAAUGUGGGAAAAGCUUCAAAUGCAGUUCAUCUCUCAUCAGACAUCAAAGAAUUCACACUGAAGAACAGCCCUGAGAAGACAGUGAAUGUGAUGAAAGUAA
Chrysochloris asiatica (Cape golden mole) is the source of this 1589-nucleotide messenger RNA. RefSeq names its product zinc finger protein 286A (gene ZNF286A). Gene Ontology annotation, cellular component: nucleus. Gene Ontology annotation, molecular function: RNA polymerase II cis-regulatory region sequence-specific DNA binding; DNA-binding transcription activator activity, RNA polymerase II-specific. The record is from RefSeq and is a predicted model, not a curated record. The coding region runs from base 7 to 1563 and encodes 518 amino acids. Lineage: Eukaryota; Metazoa; Chordata; Mammalia; Afrosoricida; Chrysochloridae. Gene Ontology annotation, biological process: regulation of transcription by RNA polymerase II. The transcript has 5 exons.